This is a messenger RNA of Ascochyta rabiei, 849 nucleotides long. RefSeq names its product Trans-aconitate 2-methyltransferase. Gene Ontology annotation, molecular function: trans-aconitate 2-methyltransferase activity. The transcript has a single exon. The coding region runs from base 1 to 849 and encodes 282 amino acids. NCBI's taxonomy places the organism in Eukaryota, Fungi, Ascomycota, Dothideomycetes, Pleosporales, Didymellaceae. The record is from RefSeq and is a predicted model, not a curated record.
AUGUCAUCAGAGCCUCCAAAGAAGGACUGGUCAGCAACGCAAUACCUUAAGUUCAACAAUGAACGUACCCGCGCCGUCUACGACCUUGUCGCUCAGGUCAAGGCACACAUCACCACCUCGAAUCCACGAAUCUACGAUCUCGGCUGUGGUCCCGGAAACUCAACAAAGGUACUUCUCGAUGCCUUCUCUGGCGCUACCAUCACCGGAAUGGACUCCUCGCCGGACAUGUUGUCCAAAGCCUCUGCCUCCCUUCCAGACAUCGAGUUUGUCAAGGGCGAUCUGUCCACCUUUCGACCCAAAGAAGGAGAACAAGUCGACCUCCUCUUCAGCAACGCCGUGUUCCACUGGCUGCGCAGUCCCACCCGCAUCCCCACACUAACGCGUCUCUUCCAGACGCUCCGUCCCGGCGGCGUACUUGCCAUCCAAGUGCCGGACAACUACGACGAGGAGAGCCACAAGCUGAUGCGGGAAGUCGCCCGCGCCCGGGGCUCAGCGUGGUCCCGCUGCUUCGUAGAUGCGCAGAUCGGAGUCCGAGAUUGCGGAGACAGGCCGGAUCUGGAUCCUAUCGAACCCCCGCGCGCCUUCUACAACGCUCUGAUUCCGCAUGCGGCUUCUGUCAAUGUGUGGAGGACAAACUAUCAUCAUGUGCUGAAGGAUGCGAACGCCAUUAUGGAGUGGGUGAAGGGAACGGGGUUACAGCCCUAUGUGCAGAGGAUUGAAGACGAAGAAGCCAAGAAGGCGUUUUUAGAAGAGUAUGAGAAGAGAUUGGCCAGGGCGUAUAAGGAGUUGGAUGAUGGGAAAGUCUUGCUUGGCUAUCCGAGGCUGUUCAUUGUUGCGGUCCGGCAGUGA